Styela clava is the source of this 1300-nucleotide messenger RNA. The record is from RefSeq and is a predicted model, not a curated record. Lineage: Eukaryota; Metazoa; Chordata; Ascidiacea; Stolidobranchia; Styelidae.
UGAUGUGAUGGAUAUAUAUAUAGGUAGUGUAAGUAAGAAGAAAUAUUUCUUUUUAUACAGUGUAAACUUAGAUAGAUAAAAAAGUUUCAACAGUCGUUCAAAAUGAAUCUGGUUGCAAUAGCAUGUUUGGUUGUAAUAUUGGCCUCUUCAGGCCAUGGAAUACGGUGUUACGUAUGCACCAAUUGCAACGAAGCCAAACAGCUAAAUGGUACUCAGCUUCAAAAUUGCCCGGAUUCCCUACCAGCUUGCUACAAAGUGUUUGCAAACGGUGAUGUGACGAGGUCGUGUAUUAGCGGCAAUCUCGAUGUUGGCUGUAAAACCGAAAAUCAGAUAGAAGCAUGUGUGUGCAAAAAAGAUGCAUGCAACGGGGCUGGAACUGUCAAAUCUACCGCCAUAUUUGGAUUCGUCAUCAGUCUCUUCGUCGCAAAGUUUAUUAACAUUAUAUAGGGUGGAAGAAUGCACGUAUUUUUUCCUCUUACACUAAUCGCCAUUUUUUUUAAAUUUAAUAUUACUAUUUACAAUGGAUAGGUGUAAUAGAAAAAUAUCGAAAAUUUGACAAAACAUGACUUCAAGAUAUUUCCCAUCAACAUCAUGUUAAAUAUUGAUAAUUCAAUUAAACUUUUGGCAAGUUUUCAAAAAUUCCGCAGAUUGGCGAUGCUGAAACCAAAUUUUGUGAAACUUAAAAUCUUGUCUAAAUAUAUCACAUGAUCGAUCAAAAAAUUCUGAAAAGGGCGAUUUUUAUAAUAAACUAUAAAUUUGAAAUUGCUGAUAGUAUGUUAUAUAUAAUGCCCAAACCUGCUUUCUCGUAUGUACUCAUAUAGUUCGACUCGAAAAUGACCUUAAAACAAAACUGUUGGCAUAAUUCUUCAUCAUGCAAUAAUUAUAAUUGUUUAAUUCCAGAUAUUGUCAGGUUUGUAAUCAAAAUGGCAGUUACAGCUUACAGAUAAAUCUCUUUCUUGUAAUCGAUCUAUAACCAAAUCAAUGUUUUCGUAAAUUUUAGUGUUUUAAAUAAAACUAUUAUUGUUAUUUUUACUUCGUGCUGGAGUUAUGUUCCUAGGUGAUAAACAACCUAUGAUGGAGCUUUGACGAAACCAAGGAAACGAAACCGGAAAAAAUGCUGUUUUGUAAUGAUAUAUAGUAUGAGAGUUGACAGUUUUCAGAAUAUUACUUGUUUUAUUACUGUAGUUAAUGUUAAAAUUUCAUUUCAGUUGAUGUGAUUGACAAGGGUACUAUUGUCCUUAAUUGCAUUGUACUUAUGACGUCAUAUUUUAUGAUUUGAAAAAUAAACUGUUUCAAUGUC